AUGUUCAAUCCUUUGGCCGCCUUAGAUGGAGGACGUCGACGAGAUGGAAGCGCUAAUGAUCCAUUGGCUAACGAUCGCCAAAGCAUACAGAGUCACUUCAAUCUUGCCACAAAAAUCUGCAACUUUCGCAAGUUACUGCUGUCGCUGGAUCGAAUGGAGAACGACGAAGAUAGCGAUCCUGAUGGUGAUAUGCCGAUUGUUGCGAAAGAGCAUGACGACGAUGAUGCUGACGGCGUUGAACCUGGCGUUGAUUCUGUGGAAGUUGAUUCCUAG
Molecule: messenger RNA, 273 nt
Organism: Cylicostephanus goldi
Lineage: Eukaryota; Metazoa; Nematoda; Chromadorea; Rhabditida; Strongylidae
Source: the annotation of a GenBank genome assembly